AUGAACUCACAGCACCUCGUAUCGCCGCAAGAAGCGGCCGCUCAAGCUCAGGCCCGAAGGAUGCAACCAUCUGAUCAACUCGGCCACCACAGUCAUCAACAUCACGGUCACGCAGGCUCCGACGACGUGUCAGGAGGCCAAUACUUCAACCCCGCAGCCAUGCACUCUCGCAACAUCGGCAUGGACAACAACAAUCAGCAGUCUCACUACGGAGGCAUGCAGCUGCCCCCGCUUGGCGCCGGCCAAAGCAACGGCGGUCACGGAGGCAUGGGCCACCACGCUUACGGCUACGGCCAGUCGCACGCUAUGCCCUCCCAGCUGUCGUACCCUCAGCAUUCGCCCAACCCAUCGCACGCUCACCUCUCUGGUGGGCAGAACACCGGUCAUAUGUCCAUGUACGGCUACGGUGUCCACCACUCAUCGCCUCAGCAGCACUACUCACAUGUCCCCGGCCAGGCUGCUCAUGGCGGCAUGGGCGGCAUGGUCGGUGGCGCCGGCUCCAACCCCAUGAUGGGUGCUCCCGGUGGAGGCUCUUCUGGCGGUGACUUCGGCCACCACGGCUUUGGUCAGCAGUCGCACUACCAACAGUACUUCCAGCCUCAGAACCUCCAAAGCAUCUCUCCCAGCCAGGCUGGUGCUCCCCCUUCGGCGAAUGCUGCUGCUGCGCCUGCUGCCGCCGCUGGUGCUCCGGCUGCGACCAAGGGCGGAAAGACUGCCAAGGCUCCCAAAGCUCCCAAGGCCCCCAAGGUUGACAAGAAGGCCGCCGCCGCUGCCGCCGCGGCUGCGGCUGCUGCGCCUGUCAAGGCUGCCGCUGAGCCCAAGGGUAAGGCCGGCAAGAAGGGUGCCAGCGCUGACGCGCCCAAGGCCAAGUCGAAAGCUCACCCCUACGCUCAACCCGAGCCAGCCGCCGAGGCCAAGCCGACCAAGAAGCAGAAGAAGAGCGAGGAGCCACCCAAGCCUUCGACCCUCAAGUCGCGUCUGAAGCCUCCCAAGCAGGCUCCCUCGGCGUGGCAAAUCUUCUUCACCGAAGAGCUUCAAAAGAUCAAGGCGCAAAGUCCGGACGAGCGUCUCAAUGUGGCUCACGUCGCCAAGGAUGCCGGUCAACGCUACGCCGCUCUCCCCGAGUCCAAGAAGCAGGAGUUCCAUCGCCGCAGUCUUGAAGCCAAGGAGCAGUGGGAGCAGGAGAUGGCUGACUGGAAGUCCAAGCUCACGCCGGAGGACAUUCGUCAAGAGAACCUCUACCGAUCGGCGCAGAGGAAGGCCGGCAAGUCGAGGAAGGGUAACCUCAAGGACCCUAACGCUCCUAAGAAGCCUCUUUCGGCCUACUUCUUGUUCCUUCGAGCCAUCCGCGCCGACCCCAACAUGACGCAGGCGGUAUUUGAGGGCGAGCAGGAGACCACCAAGCAGAGCGUCCUUGCUGCCGCCAAGUGGCGCAGUCUCAGCGAGACCGAGAAGCAGCCGUACUUGGAUCGUGCCGAAGCUGACAAGGCUCGUUACGAGCGUUUGCGUCGCGAGUACGAGAGCAGCAACGGUCUCGAGUCCUAA
This is a messenger RNA of Kalmanozyma brasiliensis GHG001, 1545 nucleotides long. Its product is annotated as High mobility group box domain protein. Lineage: Eukaryota; Fungi; Basidiomycota; Ustilaginomycetes; Ustilaginales. The transcript has 2 exons. Bases 1 to 1545 code for a protein of 514 amino acids. The record is from RefSeq and is a predicted model, not a curated record.